AUGACGGGCAGUUGUAAAGAAUCACUGUGGAAGACGUCACUGCCCAGGUCUUCUGUUUUAUACGCAUGCGUGUUUAUAAAUACUGUUUUCAUAGCAGUCAUGAUUCUGCGUCACGACGUAAGAGACAUAUUGACUGUUGGUAUAAAACAGCAGAGGGUCGAUUACACUCGGAUACCGGGAAAUACUGAAAUGCAUUCUACUAGUAAGAAGGUGAAAAGUGAAAAACAUAUCAUCAUAUUGGCGGGCAAACGAACAGGGUCUUCGUUCCUUGGAGAAAUUUUAAACCAAAAUACCAAGGUCAUGUACAUGUUUGAGCCUCUGUUCCACUUUACGGAAAAGGUGCUUAAGGGUGACAUGAAUCCCGAUAUAUUUGAUGCAGAAUCUGUCGAAUUGGUUGACAGUAUAUUUAAAUGCGAUUUUAAUAAUAGUCGUUUUAUGACACGCCUGCACCCAUUGUUUUGUUCCACUAGUAAUGCGCUCUCUAAGUCGGCGUUGUGUGGGAAACAUAAGGUGCCAACAGACGAUAUUGUAGUUGAAAACUUUACAAAUGUCUGUCGCACGUAUUUGUACAAGGCUCUAAAAACGAUACGUAUAUAUGAUAUCGAACUCCUGCGGUCGCUGGCAGUAGAUCCAGCAUUGAACUUGAAAAUUAUACAUUUAGUGCGCGAUCCAAGGGGAAUAAUGAACUCACGAGAAAAUUUAAAUAGUAAAAACUUGGAUUUUGAAAGAAAAGACGUCGAGUGGGACGAAGUUACGGAUUUAUGCAAGGAUAUAAAGAAGAAUUUAAAUAUCGUUUCUACGUCUGCGUCUUGGCUAAAAGGUCGUUAUAUGCGAAUUAGAUACGAGGACGUAGCGAAACACCCUCACUCCAAGGCUGAAGACAUUUAUGAUUUUAUUGGUUUAGAAAUGCCAACAGAAGUCAAGCAGUGGAUUUCAGAAAACACAAAUCAAACAAAAGGAAACCAGUUUAGUAGAUCUCGCAACUCUUCUGUUGUAGCAACAAAAUGGCGAAACGAGAUGCCGUUUUCGGAUAUUCUCAGCAUACAGAAGAAAUGCUCUAUCAGUAUGGCGUUGCUAGGAUACAAAGAGGUUAAAUCUCCGACAGAUUUAAAUGAAGAGACGAACGUGCUGGGACCAUUACCCGAUUAUUUGAGUUAA
Saccoglossus kowalevskii is the source of this 1158-nucleotide messenger RNA. RefSeq names its product carbohydrate sulfotransferase 1-like. The record is from RefSeq and is a predicted model, not a curated record. Gene Ontology annotation, molecular function: N-acetylglucosamine 6-O-sulfotransferase activity. Gene Ontology annotation, biological process: N-acetylglucosamine metabolic process; sulfur compound metabolic process. NCBI's taxonomy places the organism in Eukaryota, Metazoa, Hemichordata, Enteropneusta, Harrimaniidae.